Messenger RNA from Pogona vitticeps (central bearded dragon), 1340 nucleotides. NCBI's taxonomy places the organism in Eukaryota, Metazoa, Chordata, Lepidosauria, Squamata, Agamidae. The record is from RefSeq and is a predicted model, not a curated record.
CGGGCGCGAGGCGUACUAGUUGUUUGGGAAUCUCGCGCGGGCACCCGUAACCAGCGUUUAGGCCUGAGUUCUGAUUGGUCGGAGGAGGAAGCGCGGCCGUUUCCAACGGGAGCAGGCUGGAAGUCGGGGUCCGACGGCAAAUUAAAAUGGCGUCUCUGGCGUUCCAGCAGUUGCGGGAUUUGGUCGAACUCCAGGAGGCCUUGUUGGACAGCCUGAGGCGGCAGAUAGCAGUACAAGAGGAGACCUCCGUAAGCAAGAUUGAAUAUGAAGGUGUUGUGAAGAAACUGGAGAAGGAGGAAGAAGAACAUGCGAAGACAAAGAAUAAUCUAGAUGCGGUAUCAGAACAGCUGGAGUUCGCUCUUGGGGAAAUAGAUGUUCUGUCAAAGCAACUUCAGAGGGAGAAGCAAGCAUUUGAUAGCGCACUUUCUCAUAUAAACAACAAAGUGCUAAAACAUUCAAUCCAAAAAGACAAAUUGAUAAGCAAAUGCUCUGAAAUUGAGAACCAUAUUCUGAAACAAGAAGAUGUUCUAAACGACAAAGAGAAUGAGAUCAAAGAGCUGCAGCUGAUGAUCAACAGACAGAAGCAAACCUUGAAAAAACAAGCAUCUGAUUUCAAGAUACAGAAACAACAGGAAUGCUAUAUAGCAGAAAUGGUUAGAAAAAAGAACAAGAAAGAUUUUUAAAUGACCAUAGAAGUAUUGUAUCAAGCUGAUUGAUUCUGAUCUUUCUUCGGCCACUAUAAAAGUCAUGGAUGAAUUAAUUUUCCUACUAAGUAAUUAUUGUGAAUGCAAAUGAAAAUGAUCAGCUGAAACUCACCUCUAAAUUUCUUUUGAUAUCUUAUUCUGUCCAGAAAAAUCAGUAUUGGGUGUACUUAUUAAAUACAUUUAAUAAAUAAAUAAAUACGUUAGUAGCUGUUUAGAUGGAUAAAGAUUAUAGGAUUGGUUAAUUUUAGUUAUAAGACACAAGCUGUUUUGCCUUGAGAGCAGAUAUGUGAAAGUCAAUCAACUUCCUAAUGCUUUUUGAACUGGCUGUGCAAUUUAUUAAAUCACUACUAUAUAAUUUAAUAAUUCAAUCUCUGCGUCUUUCUGGGAACUGUUGUAGAAGUCAUUCCUGAAGCAGCAUGGACUAUGGAACAGACACUGCAAUCCCCCAUAUUUCUACUCAGAAGUGCAUCUUACUGCUGUCGAAAGAGCUUAUUGCCAGCACUCCAGGCCCCUCCUCCUUUCGGCUCUCCUGGAUAGGCUGGCCACCUGCACAUCCACACACCCAGCCAACCACCUUGCUUCCCCUGUUACUACGCGGAUUGGCUAAGGAUCUUUCACAGUCACAUGUUUUUUGUU